Messenger RNA from Symbiodinium natans, 642 nucleotides. The record is from the annotation of a GenBank genome assembly. Lineage: Eukaryota; Dinophyceae; Suessiales; Symbiodiniaceae.
AUGGAGGUGCCUGCGGCAGUGAGGAAAAAGACUGACGCUUUCUUCGACUUCGAUGAGUUGGAGGCAUGCGGGCCAAUUAAGCAAGGCGAGCUUCUCAGCGAAAAACGCCGGGACGACGCUCACUUAGACUUUGAUGAGAUGGAGGAAGCCAAGAAAUCCGAAAGCCGAAGCUCGUGCAGGAUGUUGGAACCUGGCCAACGAGUGGUCAUCGAAGGGCUGAAGACGCACAAUGCAUUCAACGGCCUCCGCGGGAUCAUCGAGCUCUUCGACGAGGCCACAGGCCGUUACAACGUGCAGCUCGGAUCCGAUAUUGCACAGACCGCAAAGAUCAAGGGCGAGAACCUUCGAGCGCUGGUGCUGCAGGAGCCCAAAGCGUCUCCGUUGGGAGAAUGUGUCGAUGCGUCCUGGAUGUGGCCGCGUCGCAUUCGUACAUCCCAAACUGCUACUGAUGUUAUCUUAAGCAUCGACCACGAGCUUGAUCAGACAGCGAGCAAGGACCUGUCCGCUCGCCGUGGUACGUUCAAGAACUUCAUUCUCAAGUGGCGUCCGGACAAGUACCCCGAUGAUGAGGCUUUUGCUGGAAAGGUCUUCCGCUACCUGAUGUCCCGACGUGAUCGAUAUCUGGAUCCGAGGCUGUGUUGA